This is a messenger RNA of Rosa rugosa (rugosa rose), 922 nucleotides long. Its product is annotated as protein Dr1 homolog. The transcript has 6 exons. The record is from RefSeq and is a predicted model, not a curated record. Gene Ontology annotation, molecular function: protein heterodimerization activity. Lineage: Eukaryota; Viridiplantae; Streptophyta; Magnoliopsida; Rosales; Rosaceae. Bases 184 to 654 code for a protein of 156 amino acids.
UGCGAGCGAGAUCUCCCUGUCUUAUCCUGAAGAACCAAUCAACUCCGCCCUCGUCUGAUAAAUCCGUAUAUCAAACCAUGUCCCUCCUGCAACUCGGAUCGUCAGUCCGUUCAGAUUCGUCGUGUUCCGCUGUCUGACUCACGCCCUCCGGUACCCCGAUCCAACUCAGUAACCCGGUCAAGGAUGGAGCCGAUGGACAUCGUCGGAAAGUCAAAAGAAGACGCCUCGCUUCCGAAAGCAACCAUGACCAAGAUCAUUAAGGAGAUGUUGCCUCCAGAUGUACGCGUUGCAAGAGAUGCUCAAGAUCUUCUCAUUGAGUGUUGUGUAGAGUUUAUAAAUCUCAUCUCAUCGGAGUCCAAUGAAGUUUGUAGCAGAGAGGAGAAAAGAACAAUAGCACCUGAGCAUGUGCUCAAGGCUUUACAGGUUCUUGGGUUCAGCGAGUACAUUGAGGAAGUUUAUGCAGCAUAUGAACAACACAAGAUUGAGACUGUGCAUGAUGUAGCAAAAAGUGUCAAAUGGGGCAAUGGAGCAGAGAUGACGGAGGAAGAAGCCUUGGCCGAGCAGCAGAGGAUGUUUGCCGAGGCACGUGCCAGAAUGAAUGGAGGCGCCACCGCGCCCAAGCAACCAGACCCAGACCAAAGUUUAGAGAGCUAACUCUUUAGGAUCCUUUAUUUUCCUGCAACCGUAGGCAAGCAUCGCUCAUCGAUUGUGCUUCUAAUAUCUCUACAAUUUAUGUACAAAAUCAUUUGACUAGUUUGCUGGCCUAUGCCAAUAUGCACUCCUAAGUUGUAUUCUCGUUAUGGAUCCAUGUCUAUAAGUGAAUGUAAUUAGUGCGAGUUUGUCCGAAUCCUGGUCUCACAACUUUAUGUAAUUAUCUGGUGUCGUUAUUUUAGUUAUAGCUUGCUAGCAUUUAGCACUGUCA